UAUUCUUGCUUUUUCUCUCUCUAUAUAUCAAUUCUGGGCUGGCUUUUGAAGAACAUAAUCCAGACGCAUUACGAAUUUAUUUACUGAUAUUCAAACUAGAUUCGCCGCAAAUGUUAGUGAAUCAUCCAACUUUCCGACGAUACUGAUUUCCGGUCAUCAAAAUUCACUCUUCUUUAGGUCACAAUCACAAUCACAAUCAUCACCAAAAUGCCAGAGCCAGUUCUGUUGUUUACGGACGAUAACAUCGUCAAGAAGAAGAAGCCAGAGGAGGAAGAGAUAGUUCCUCCGGUUCUCGCUGUUUGCCGGAGCCGAUCUCAGGCGGCGACGCGAAGAGUCACUCCGACCAUUACAGUGGUGGAAGCCGGACCUGCUUUAAUUUCAGGCGUUUUAACUAUAGAGAAGCCUUUACCGAACGGAGAUCUGUACAUAGGAAGCUUCUCAGCAAAUGUGCCGCACGGAUCCGGGAAGUAUUUGUGGACAGAUGGAUGUAUGUAUGAAGGAGAUUGGAAGAGAGGUAAGGCAUCGGGGAAAGGAAAGUUUUCGUGGCCAUCUGGUGCUACUUACGAGGGUGAGUUUAAGUCAGGUAGGAUGGAAGGAUUUGGUACUUUUAUUGGAUCAGACGGCGAUACUUACCGUGGUUCAUGGUCUGCUGAUCGGAAACACGGAUACGGCGUGAAACGAUAUGCUAAUAGCGAUUAUUACGAGGGAUCUUGGAGGCGAAAUCUACAAGAUGGACACGGGCGUUACAUUUGGAAGAACACGAAUGAAUACGUUGGAGAGUGGCGCGGCGGUGUGAUUAACGGACGAGGGACUUUGAUUUGGGCUAAUGGAAAUCGGUACGAUGGAAACUGGGAGAACGGUGUGCCCAAGGGACACGGCGUGUUUUCCUGGCCUGAUGGAAGUUGCUAUAUCGGCUGCUGGAAUAAGGACAACAACAAUGGAAAUGUAUCAAAGGAAUCGAAACCUAAUCAAUCGCAGCAGAUUCUGAACGGUACGUUUUAUCCAGGACCAGGAGGUAACUCUGCAGCAAGUAAAGAUCCGAAGAACAACCUCACUUUUGGACAGAAAUUUACAGCUCCGUUAAUGGUGGACGAGAAUUUUGUUGCGGCGAAGAAGAGAUCCUCUGUUGAUGGUUCGAGAGGAAGCGUGACGGAGAGAAAUUUCCCGAGAAUAUGCAUAUGGGAAUCUGACGGAGAAGCCGGCGAUAUUACUUGCGAUAUAAUCGACAAUGUGGAGGCGUCGAUGUUCUACAGAGACGGUCCUCGCGAUGGAUUUCGUCAGUUCAGGAAGAGCCCUUGCUGUUUCGACGGCGAGGUGAAGAAGCCUGGUCAGACGAUUUCUAAAGGCCAUAAAACUUACGAUUUGAUGUUGAAUCUCCAAUUGGGAAUCAGACAUUCAGUCGGAAAACACGCUUCGAUUCUCCGGGAUAUUAAAUCUAGCGAUUUCGAUCCCAAAGAGAAGUUCUGGACGAGAUUUCCUCCUGAGGGUUCUAAGAUUACGCCGCCGCACCAGUCCACAGAGUUCAGAUGGAAAGAUUAUUGUCCGAUUGUUUUCAGACGAUUAAGAGAGCUAUUCCAUGUCGAUCCAGCUGAUUACAUGCUAGCUGUUUGUGGAAAUGACGCACUGAGAGAACUUUCUUCCCCAGGCAAGAGCGGUAGCGUUUUUUACCUCACACAAGAUGACAGAUUCAUGAUUAAGACAGUAAAGAAAUCCGAAGUCAAGGUUCUAAUCAAAAUGCUCCAUAGUUAUUUUAAGCAUGUUUGCAACUAUGAGAAUUCACUUGUCACCAAGUUCUUCGGCGUCCAUUGCGUCAAGCCAGUAGGUGGAGUGAAGACUCGAUUCAUAGUAAUGGGGAACUUGUUCUGCUCUGAAUAUCGGAUUCAUAGACGAUUCGAUCUUAAAGGGUCCUCCCAUGGCCGGUCAACAGAUAAACCAGAAGAAGAGAUUGACGAAACCACCACACUUAAGGACCUUGAUCUGAACUUUGCCUUCAGACUCCAGCCAAACUGGUUUCAAGAACUCAUCAAGCAAAUUGAGAGGGACUGUGAAUUCCUGGAGGCGGAGAAGAUAAUGGAUUAUAGUCUGUUAGUUGGCCUCCAUUUCCGAGAUGAUAAUACAAGCGAUAAAAUGGGGUUGUCCCCUUUCUUCUUGAGGAAUGGUAAAAACGACAAGUUUCAGAAUGAAAAGUUUAUGCGUGGUUGUCGAUUCCUUGAAGCUGAGUUACAAGAUAUGGAUAGGAUAUUGGCUGGAAGGAAACCAUUGAUUAGAUUGGGAGCUAACAUGCCAGCUAGGGCGGAGAGGCUGGGUAGGAGGAGUGACUUCGAUCAACACAGCCUAGCAGCACCUUCAAGAAGCGGGGAAACAUACGAAGUGGUUCUUUACUUCGGAAUCAUUGAUAUUCUUCAAGAUUACGACAUCAGCAAGAAACUAGAACACGCAUACAAAUCAUUGCAAGUCGAUUCCACCUCGAUAUCGGCUGUGGAUCCAAAAUUAUACUCUAGAAGAUUUAGAGAUUUCAUAGGGAGAAUCUUCAUUGAGGACAGGUAACUAGUGCAAGAAAGAAAGAAAGGCUUAUAGGAUUAAUUAAACCCGGUGAAUGGGUUCCCGCCCUGUCCCGAGGCUGAAUUUUGUGGAUCAGCCAUCGUGAUAGGGCGGGGCUGGUGGUGGUGGUUGUGGUGGGAGAUUGGAUAGUUUUUAGAUUUAAUUUGUUGUUUGUGUUGUUUGUACAAGUGUAAUUUGUGAAGAAGAGGAAAAUAUGUCUGGCUGGCUGGUUGGCUGGUUGGCUGGUGAUUAUUAAUAAGGUGGUGAGAAAUGUACAGCUUAUAGGAGAAAGAUGGGGGGAAUAUACAUUUAUGCAACUUAUGACUAUUAUUAUUAUUAUUAUAUAUAUUUUUGAAAU
Molecule: messenger RNA, 2899 nt
Organism: Impatiens glandulifera
Lineage: Eukaryota; Viridiplantae; Streptophyta; Magnoliopsida; Ericales; Balsaminaceae
Product: phosphatidylinositol 4-phosphate 5-kinase 1-like
Exons: 8
Coding region: 208-2547 (779 amino acids)
Biological process (GO): phosphatidylinositol metabolic process
Molecular function (GO): 1-phosphatidylinositol-4-phosphate 5-kinase activity; ATP binding
Source: RefSeq, a predicted model, not a curated record